CUUGCACUAAGGAACAAUGGCAUCUGACUUGGAGACUUCAGAGCAGCUGGAUGAAGCGGAAAAAAACAGCUAUGGAGAACCUGAACAGGAAAACCAUGCCAGCCCCACCGAUCUCUCAGAGCUCCUUAAGGAAGGGACCAAGGAAUCCCACGACCGGGCAGAAAACACCCAAUUUGUCAAGGACUUCUUGAAGGGCAACAUCAAUAAGGAGCUCUUUAAGCUGGCCACUACUGCACUUUACUUCACGUACUCUGCGCUGGAGGAGGAGAUGGAUCGCAAUAAGGACCACCCGGCCUUUGCUGCGUUAUACUUCCCCGCCGAACUCCACCGGAAAGAGUCCCUGGUCAAGGACAUGGAGUAUUUCUACGGGGAAGGCUGGAAGGAUCAGGUCCAGUGCUCAGAGGCCACCCGCACUUACGUGGAGCGGAUCCACCACGUCGGCCAGAACGAGCCCGAACUCCUGGUCGCUCACGCCUAUACCCGCUACAUGGGGGACCUGUCUGGGGGCCAGGUGCUGAAGAAGGUAGCCCAGCGGGCGCUGAAGCUGCCCAGCACCGGGGAAGGGACCCAAUUCUACCUGUUCGAGAACGUCACCAACGCCCAGCAGUUCAAGCAGUUCUACCGGGCCAGGAUGAAUGCCCUGGACCUGGACCGAAAGACCAAAGACAAGAUCGUGGAGGAGGCCAACAAGGCCUUUGAGUACAACAUGCAGGUGUUCAACGAACUGGACCAGAUUGGCUCCUCGUUGACUGAAGCAGCCCAGGAUGGAGAGGUCCCAGUGCACGAUGGAAAGGGUGACUUGAGCAAGUGCCCCUACUACGCUGCCAAGCUGGGUGCCAGCGAGGGCAGUGGCUGCCCCUUUCACCAGGCCGUGGCUCUGCUGCGGCAGCCCAGCCUGCAGCUCGUCCUCGCUGCCUGUGUGGCCUUGGCUGCCGGCCUUGCGGCCUGGUACGUCCUGUGAAGGAGCCCCCCGACCGGCUUCCUCGGGGAGCGAGCCCAGGCACCAGCUCCACCCGGGCCUGUCCGUCCAUCCGUCCCCCCACCCUUCCCUCUAUCCGUAACUAACCCACCACCUCAGGUGUGCGUGCGUGUAUGUGUGGUUUUGUUUUUUUUUUAAACGCUGGGUUUGAGAAGUCACCAAUAAAAGCCAGAUGCUAAAGCCAA
Molecule: messenger RNA, 1164 nt
Organism: Tachyglossus aculeatus (Australian echidna)
Lineage: Eukaryota; Metazoa; Chordata; Mammalia; Monotremata; Tachyglossidae
Gene: HMOX2
Product: heme oxygenase 2
Exons: 5
Coding region: 17-961 (314 amino acids)
Biological process (GO): heme oxidation; heme catabolic process; response to oxidative stress
Molecular function (GO): heme oxygenase (decyclizing) activity; heme binding
Source: RefSeq, a predicted model, not a curated record